This is a messenger RNA of Dibothriocephalus latus, 481 nucleotides long. NCBI's taxonomy places the organism in Eukaryota, Metazoa, Platyhelminthes, Cestoda, Diphyllobothriidea, Diphyllobothriidae. The record is from the annotation of a GenBank genome assembly.
GAGUGUGGUGGAACUUCCACCACCGCAGGAGACAGACCGACAUCAGCCUGAUGCGCAAAUUCGUGACAUGGAGGACGGCAACAAACUUGCGACCCUGUCUGGCGACAUCCUCCUUGCAUCCGCCUCGCUUUUAUCUCAGCUGAGCGUAUAUAUUUCUUAUUAUGGGCUUACUGCCCUUUCAGUUCCAGCACACAACCUUGUUUUCAUUAUCAUCCCCCACUACCCUCACCGCCGUGCUGUUUUACAGUCUGUAAAUGAAUUCCCCUUUCCUUCUGUGCAGGUUGUGGAAAUUAUGUCGGCUGCCAUCGCCGGCGCAGUGGAGGCCGAUUUCUCCGAUUUAAUGCAGUUUAUGGAGGAGGAGGGAAGUCCACUUCCGGCCCCUGCUCCGGAACCCCACGGCUCCACCGACUCUAUUUUGACCAAAUGGCUCGAGCACAUCGCGCUGAGACACGGCGCUGUGCUGGGGACUUCAUGUGAAGCU